Gekko japonicus is the source of this 2040-nucleotide messenger RNA. Its product is annotated as zinc finger protein 883-like. The transcript is spliced from 4 exons. NCBI's taxonomy places the organism in Eukaryota, Metazoa, Chordata, Lepidosauria, Squamata, Gekkonidae. Gene Ontology annotation, molecular function: DNA-binding transcription repressor activity, RNA polymerase II-specific. The annotation marks the transcript as partial. Gene Ontology annotation, biological process: negative regulation of transcription by RNA polymerase II. The record is from RefSeq and is a predicted model, not a curated record.
AUGGCGCGGCUGCUACGUGCGAACAGGUUGACGCGUGUCUGCUUCAAAAAGGCACGUAAAGGUGUCGGGAGUUCGUGUGGCGACCGUCAGGCGCUAAAGCGGCUCGGAAGCGAGACGAGGCUGAAGGCCAAGCGUCCCGCCGCCGCUACCGGGGGACGCCUCCCUUCUCCGCCCUCGGGGGACUCCCACCGCCACCCCCACCCCCGGCAGGUGCCCCGAAGCCCGCCCAGCGGUUUCCUCCACUCCGGCAGCCGCCCCCCCGGCUUACCUUCCCCUGCAGGCCCCGGCCCAGCGGCGGAUGAAGCGGAGGCGGCUGGGCGAUGGCGCCGCCUCAAAGCACAGGAUGAUCAGAGGAAUGGGGAGGGUGAGGAACUUCAUCAGCAAAUGCCAGAUAGAAUUAAAAAUGAAAUCUUGAAAGAAAACAUCACGAUUCGAAGCAGACCUACGAGAAAGAAAGGCAGCCAUAUGGUUGAGAAGCGAGAUGGAGAAAGUGGGAACCUUCAGCUUCACCGAACAACCCACACAGGGGAGAAAUCUUUUGAAUGCCCAGAGUGUGGAAAGAAAUUCACUUGGCGUAUCGCUCUUCGGAUACACCAAAGAACCCACAUAGGGGAGGCACAUUUUGAAUGCUCUGACAGUGGAAAGAAUUUCAGUCAGAGUGACCACCUGCAACAGGAUCUACAAACACACACAGGAGAGAAACCUUUUGAAUGCUCAGAGUGUGGAAAGAGAUUCAGAUUCACUGGCCAUCUUCAAGAGCAUCUAAGAACCCAUACAGGGGAGAAACCUUUUGAAUGCUCAGAUUGUGGAAAAAGAUUCAGUCAGAAUGGCCAUCUGCAACAGCAUCUGACAAUCCACACAGGGGAGAAACCUUUUGAAUGUUCAGAAUGUAAGAAGAGAUUCAGCCGGAGUGGCACUCUUCAAGAUCAUCUAAGAACCCACACAGGGGAGAAACCUUUUGAAUGCUCAGAGUGUGGAAAGAGAUUCAGUCACAGUGGCACUCUUCAGAAUCACCAAAGAACCCACACAGGGGAGAAACCUUUUGAAUGCUCAGUGUGUGGAAAUAGAUUCAAUCGGAGUCGCAAUCUUCAACGGCAUCUAAGAACCCACACAGGGGAGAAACCCUUUGAAUGCUCAGAGUGUGGAAAGAAAUUCACUUGGAGCGCCACUCUUCAGAAGCACCGAAGAACCCACACAGGGGAGAAACCUUUUGAAUGCUCAGAGUGUGGAAAGCGAUUCUGCCAGAGUGGCCAUCUGCAACAUCAUCUAAGAACCCACACGGGGGAGAAACCUUUUGAAUGCUUGGAAUGUGGAAAGAGAUUCAGUGAGAGGGGCAGUCUUCAAGAGCAUCAGAGAACCCACACAGGGGAGAAACCUUUUGAAUGCUUGGAGUGUGGAAAGAAAUUCACUUGGCGUGCCGCUCUUCGGAUGCACCAAAGAACCCACACAGGGGAAAAACAUUUUGAGUGUUCAGAGUGUGGAAAGAAAUUCAGUCAGAGUGGCCAUCUGCAACAGCAUCUACGAACCCACACAGGGGAGAAACCUUUUGAAUGCUCAGUGUGUGGGAAAAGAUUUAGUCAGAAUGCCACUUUUCAACUGCAUCAAAGAGCCCACACAGGGGAGAAACUUUUUGAAUGCUCAGAGUGUGGAAAGAGAUUCAGUCAGAGUGGCAAUCUGGAACGGCAUCUAAGAACCCACACAGGGGAGAAACCUUUUGAAUGCUCAGAGUGUGGAAAGAGAUUCAGGUUGAGUCACACUCUUCAGCGGCACCAAAGAACCCACACAGGGGAGAAACCUUUUGAAUGCUCUGAGUGUGGAAAGAGAUUCAGUCAGAGUGGCCAUCUGGAACAGCAUGUAAGAACCCACACAGGGGAAAAACCUUUUGAAUGCUCAGAGUGUGGAAAGAGAUUCAGUCGGAGUGACACUCUUAAACAGCAUCAAAGAACCCACAUAGGGGAGAAACCUUUUGAAUGCUCAGAGUGUGGAAAGAAAUUCACUUGGCGUGCCGCUCUUCGGAUGCACCAAAGAACCCAUACGGGG